AACGGUUGCCACAUAUGCGGUAGAGUAGAGUUAAGAGUUCCGUCACCUGAUCUACCCGGACAUCACAGCUGGGAUUGGCUCGGCGAGUAUCGAGGAAACCAUUGAUAUGAAGAUCAGGGCUGUUUAAAAAUAAAAGGAAAUCAAUCCUAUUGGUGGGCCUGAUAUGGCAGAAAAGGUAAACAUACGUGAAACAACCUAAACAGUCGGACACAGUUGGAUUUAUUGCUUUGGACGGACUCGGAAAUGGCCAGCGUCGUCGACCAUACACAGACUUCUUCGGGGACCACGUCCAACCUGAUCAACGCCCAAGUCGACCCUUCGCCGACGAUCGACUACUCUAGCAUCAGGUCCAAGGCCAGCCUAGUCAGCCCGACCUCUGAACAAUUUGACUUACUCCAGAGGAAGCUGAAAGAGAGAGUUGAUAAUGGAAGAGGAGAGACAAUUUUUGAAGUUGGUAUAGGAGAAGAUGGUGGCGAAACAGGUUUAAACCCAGAUGAGUAUGACGCAUCAGUUGCCACCUUGCAAUCGUUGGCAGCGACACUUGAUGCCGAUUGUGUCCUCCUCAGGAACAAGAAGGGUGAGCAGGGGAUGACAGGACAAUACUUAGUACGACGGAGGGUUGUAGAGCAAGAUUUUCUUGAGAUAAGAGUUGCCGUGGUCGGCAAUGUCGAUGCUGGAAAAUCUACACUAUUGGGAGUUUUGACGCAUGGCGAGUUGGACAAUGGAAGGGGACACGCAAGGCAGAAAUUGUUUAGACACAAGCAUGAAAUGGAAUCAGGGAGGACAAGUUCUGUUGGAAAUGAUAUCCUUGGAUUUGACAGCAUGGGCAAUGUGGUUAAUAAGCCAGAUCAUGGCUCUUUGGAUUGGGUCAAAAUAUGUCAGAGAUCUUCAAAAGUCAUAACUUUCAUUGAUCUUGCUGGACAUGAGCGUUACCUAAAAACAACUGUAUUUGGGAUGACCGGACACGCUCCAGAUUUUGGAAUGCUAAUGGUCGGUGCUAAUGCAGGUAUUAUCGGGAUGACUAAAGAACAUCUACGCCUCGCACUUGCCCUUUCGGUACCUGUUUUUGUAGUGGUGACGAAAAUUGACAUGUGCCCGCCCAUGAUCCUCCAGGAUACCCUGUGGUUACUGUCAAGGGCGCUGAAGUCAUCAGGGUGCCGUAAGGUUCCCCUCAUGGUCCGUUCUAAAGACGAAGUUGUCAUCUCUGCUACAAACUUUGUUUCUGAGAGAUUAUGCCCUAUAUUUCAAGUUUCAAACGUCAACGGAGAAAACCUUGACCUCCUGAGAAUGUUUUUAAACUUGCUAACAACAAGAAUGACAUGCCAGGAGAACGAACCUGCUGAAUUUCAGAUAGAUGACACUUACUCAGUUCCAGGUGUUGGGACUGUAGUGUCGGGUACAACGUUAAAAGGAGUUAUCAAAUUAAAUGACACCCUUAUGCUUGGGCCUGACCCUCUUGGACAUUUUAUACCCAUUGCCGUAAAAAGUAUUCACAGGAAGAGGAUGGCAGUUAAGCAAGUGAGCGCCUCUCAGACUGCAUCCUUCGCCCUUAAAAAGAUAAAAAGAUCUCAAAUUAGAAAAGGCAUGGUCAUGGUAUCUCCUGCACUAAAUCCAACCGCUUGUUGGGAAUUUGAUGCUGAAAUACUGGUGUUACAUCAUCCUACUACAAUUAGUUCGCGUUACCAAGCAAUGGUUCAUUGCGGAAGUAUAAGGCAGACGGCGUCUAUUCUCUCUAUGUCCAAGGAAUGUCUGAGGACGGGUGACAAGGCUGUCGUACACUUUAGAUUUAUAAAACAUCCCGAGUACCUGAAAGCCGGUCAAAGGAUGGUGUUUCGAGAGGGUACAACAAAGGCGGUUGGUGAUGUCGUACGAGUCAUACCCCAAACAGGAUCUACAGUGCAACCUAUUCGGGGUCACAUAAAGCCUAACAAAAUGCUUCAGCAGUCUCUGCACAAUCAGGUCAGAGGAGCCAAGGAAGGCAGAGAUUCGGAAAACUCCGAAAAACGCGAGAACACACCUACCAGUUGUAGCAGUGGCGGAGGGGGCCAUGGUCUCACAAAUGGAUCUAGGAAAGGAAGGGGCAGGCGAAGAGGUAGAGGGCGGUCCGGGGGUAAUAACCCGCUGGUGGAACAGAAUCAAUAGUACAACCCCCAUCGUUUGCAAGCAUAAAAACGUAUUGAACAUAAAAAAGGUA
Messenger RNA from Cimex lectularius (bed bug), 2194 nucleotides. It is a transcript of the gene GTPBP1, whose product is annotated as GTP-binding protein 1. The transcript is spliced from 12 exons. Gene Ontology annotation, molecular function: GTP binding; translation elongation factor activity; GTPase activity. Gene Ontology annotation, biological process: translational elongation. The coding region runs from base 244 to 2142 and encodes 632 amino acids. Lineage: Eukaryota; Metazoa; Arthropoda; Insecta; Hemiptera; Cimicidae. The record is from RefSeq and is a predicted model, not a curated record.